This is a messenger RNA of Hipposideros armiger (great roundleaf bat), 1565 nucleotides long. It is a transcript of the gene DNAJB11, whose product is annotated as DnaJ heat shock protein family (Hsp40) member B11. Gene Ontology annotation, biological process: protein maturation; protein folding. NCBI's taxonomy places the organism in Eukaryota, Metazoa, Chordata, Mammalia, Chiroptera, Hipposideridae. The record is from RefSeq and is a predicted model, not a curated record. Bases 219 to 1166 code for a protein of 315 amino acids. Gene Ontology annotation, molecular function: misfolded protein binding. Gene Ontology annotation, cellular component: endoplasmic reticulum. The transcript has 9 exons.
UCACCUGCCGGGGGCUUCUCUCACCGGGACUCGGGACUCCCGGGAAGCGGACUGGCAGAGGAGGGGGCAAGCUAGCUGUCGUUCCGGACCGAGUCGGAGACCCCUGCGUGAGGCGGCAUCUCAGGGCUGGGUGGUCUGGCAAGCCGACGCGGCGGCGGCGGAGGCUGUGAGGAGUGUGUCGGGGCAGGGGCCGGCACAGAGGCAGGCACAGGGAAACCAUGGCCCCACAAAACCUGAGUACCUUCUGCCUGUUGCUGCUGUACUUUAUCGGGGCCGUGAUCGCCGGUCGAGAUUUCUAUAAGAUCUUGGGGGUGCCUCGCAGUGCCUCUAUAAAGGAUAUUAAAAAGGCCUACAGGAAACUAGCCCUGCAGCUUCAUCCUGACCGGAACCCUGAUGAUCCUCGAGCUCAGGAGAAAUUCCAGGAUCUGGGUGCCGCUUAUGAGGUUCUAUCUGAUAGUGAGAAACGGAAACAAUAUGAUACUUACGGUGAAGAGGGAUUAAAAGACGGUCAUCAGAGCUCCCAUGGAGACAUUUUUUCACAGUAUGUAGUUAGAAACAAACCUGUGGCAAGGCAGGCUCCUGGCAAACGGAAAUGCAACUGUCGGCAAGAGAUGCGGACCACCCAGCUGGGCCCAGGGCGCUUCCAGAUGACCCAGGAAGUGGUCUGCGAUGAGUGCCCUAAUGUCAAACUAGUGAAUGAAGAACGAACACUGGAGGUAGAAAUAGAGCCUGGGGUGAGAGAUGGCAUGGAGUACCCCUUUAUUGGAGAAGGCGAGCCUCACGUGGAUGGAGAACCAGGAGACUUACGCUUCCGAAUCAAAGUUGUCAAGCACCCAAUAUUUGAAAGGAGAGGAGACGAUUUAUACACAAACGUGACAAUCUCACUAGUUGAGUCUCUGGUGGGCUUUGACAUGGAUAUUACCCACUUGGAUGGUCACAAGGUGCACGUUUCCCGGGAUAAGAUCACCAGACCGGGAGCCAAGCUAUGGAAGAAAGGGGAGGGGCUCCCCAACUUUGACAACAACAACAUCAAAGGCUCUUUGAUAAUCACUUUUGAUGUGGAUUUUCCGAAAGAACAGUUAACAGAGGAAGCAAGAGAAGGCAUCAAACAGCUACUGAAACAGGGAUCAGUGCAGAAGGUAUACAACGGACUGCAAGGAUAUUAAGAGUGAAUAAAAUUGGACUUUGUUUAAAAUAAGCGAAUCAGCGAUAUUUAUUAUCUGCAGGAGUUUUUUUGUGUGUGCUUUUAUUUUCAAUAUGCAAGUUUGGCUUAAUUUUUUCUUCUUCUAAUGAUCAUUAUGAAAUGAGUAAGAGGGCUUAAGAAUGUGUCCAUUUUUGUUCAGAAAAGAAUGGCCAGCAAAAGGUUUAAUAAUACCUCUCCCUUUGGGGAUUUAAUGUCUGGUGCUGCCGCCUGAGUUUCAAGAAUUAAAGCUGCAAGAGGACUCCAGGAGCAAAAGAAACACAAUAUAAAGGGUUGGAGUUAAUUGGUAGCUAUUUCAUUCAAAAUGCCAACUGGAGAAGUCUGUUUUUAAAUACAUUUUGUUGUUAUUUUUUCUUGACUCUUA